AGCGUAGAGUUAAUGUUAAAACUGCACUGUGUUACAUUGGUUAAAGAUUGUAGAUGAAACACACUUCUUUGGAAUUAAAAGCUUUUUUUUUUAUUGUUGAUCAUGUUUGUGGUAUAAACGGAGAGCGAAUAAUUAAUUCUGGUGCCACUUGCUCUAAAAAGUUUCAAAACCUCUGUAGUCUGUCCACAUGGCGAUAUCCACGUCACUGUUGACUAGGUGUGGUUGCCUGCAGCGCCCCCUCCCGGUGACGAGCGACGCCGCAUCCCCUCCUGUGCCUCGUCGUCGUCGUCGUCACGUGACCCCAUUGAAAUCCAAGCAAAGCGGCAGCAAAGCUCGGCGAGCCUCCUCGUCCUCAUCCUCAUCCUCCCCAUCCCCACCGCGAGGAGCGCGACCACCCGAGCCCCAGCCACUGCGCCGCGACGGACUUGAGCCAUUCGAGGUCGGCGGACGCCAUGACGGACCCCCGCUAAGAGGCGAGACUUUGCAGCCCCCUUUCUUUGUUCUCCUCGCUGGUCGUCGCGCGCGCCUUUCGCCGAGGAGGGAAGCGACGAAGAGGAGGAAGCCGGAGGAGGAGGCUGAAGGUGUUUUCACCGCGAUACGAGGCGGAAUGGCGGACCGAGAGGCGUCGCCGAUACCGUUGGAGAUCCGAGCCCGCCUGGCCGAGUUGGAGCUGGAGCUGUCAGAGGGCGACAUCACUCAGAAGGGUUAUGAGAAGAAGAGGUCCAAGCUGAUCAGAGCGUUUGUUCCACAUGCUGGAGGGAUGGAAGGUCCAAUGUCGCACCGGGUCCCUUUGGGCCCGCCCUCUGCCGCCCGCUUCCAUCGCCGGCGAACAUCGGGCACCAGAGAUGAACGCUACCGCUCAGACGUUCACACAGAGGCGGUCCAAGCAAUGCUGGCGCGCCACGUGGAAAGGAAGGUGGCGGUGCCCAUGCCGUCCAAACGUCGCUCCCUGGUCGUGCAGACCUCCAUGGACGCGUACACGCCGCCAGGCCUGUCGCCCUUGUGCUCAGACUCCUCGUCGGGUUCGGAGGAGGAGGCGGGCCCUUGCGACGACAUGUCGGGCAUGGAGCACUGGAUGGGCCGGCCGUCCCAGCUCGGCCCCGCCCACCUGGGCUCCACCUCCUCCUCGUCUUCAUCCACGCAGAGCGGCGGGAGCGGCAAUGCUGGGCGUCUGGCCGACUCGCUGGCGCAUGCGCACAUCUCGCAUCUGGCCCACCUGGGGCACACGCACGGAGGACCGGGGCACCUGCAGCAGAGCCACCUCGCGCCCUCGCACCACGGCAUCGGCCACCUAUCUCUGAAGAGGAAAGGAGCGCUGAGCGUCGCUGAGAACGGAGGAUCUUUGCGGCGGUCCUGCGAGUUUGGCUCCGACAUGCUGUGGCCGCCGCCGCUGGAGUCUGACGAAAACCACUCGGGCCCGCCGGACGUGUCUGGCUACUCGUCAGACUCGCCUCACUCCCACACGGAGCGCCAUCCCAUGUCCAACAUGGGCACCAUCGCCCGCAACACGCAGAAGUACGGCAACGCAGAGCGCAUGGAAACCGGCGACGGCGUUCCGGUCAGCAGUCGCGUGUCGGCCAAGAUCCAGCAGCUUGUCAACACACUCAAGCAACCUCGCCGGCCGCCACUUCGCGAGUUCUUCGUCGAUGACUUUGACGAACUUCUGGAAGUCCAACAGCCGGACCCCAAUCAGCCUCGUCCUGAGGGGGCGGAGAUGAUGCCGGUGCGAGGCGACGCCCUGGGGGUGGUCACCAACUGGCCGCCUUCGCUGGAGGCCGCCCUCCAACGCUGGGGCACCAUCUCCCCGAAAGCCCCCUGCCUUACCAGUCUGGACACGGCGGGCAAGCCUCUCUACGUGCUCACCUACGGGAAGCUGUGGUCGCGCAGCAUCAAGCUAGCUUACAACAUCCUCCACAAGUUGGGCAGCAAGCAGGAGCCCAUGGUGCGGCCCGGAGACAGGGUGGCGCUGGUGUUCCCCAACAACGACCCGGUGGCCUUCGUGGUGGCGUUCUACGGCUGCCUGCUGGCUGAGGUGGUCCCGGUUCCCAUCGAGGUGCCCCUCAGCCGCAAGGAUGCGGGAAGUCAGCAGAUCGGUUUUCUGCUGGGAAGCUGCGGCGUCACCGUGGCGCUGACCAGUGACGCUUGCCAUAAGGGGCUCCCCAAGAGCGCCACGGGGGAGAUUCCACAAUUCAAAGGUUGGCCCAAACUGCUGUGGUUCGUCACCGAGUCCAAGCACCUGUCCAAGCCGCCCAGAGAUUGGUUCCCUCACAUCAAGGACGCAAACAACGACACGGCUUAUAUCGAGUAUAAAACGUGCAAAGACGGCAGCGUGCUGGGCGUCACGGUGACCAGGAUCGCUCUGCUCACGCACUGUCAGGCCCUCACUCAGUCCUGCUGCUACACUGAGGCCGAGACCAUCGUCAACGUUCUGGACUUCAAGAAGGACGUGGGAUUGUGGCACGGCAUCCUGACGAGCGUGAUGAACAUGAUGCACGUGAUCAGCGUGCCUUACUCGCUGAUGAAGGUCAACCCUCUAUCGUGGAUCCAGAAAGUGUGCCAGUACAAAGCCAAAGUGUCCUGUGUGAAGUCCAGGGACAUGCACUGGGCUCUGGUGGCCCACAAGGACCAGAAGGACAUCAACCUGAGCUCCCUGCGCAUGCUUCUCGUGGCCGACGGUUCCAACCCUUGGUCCAUCUCAUCGUGCGACGCGUUCCUCAACGUCUUUCAGACCAAAGGCCUGCGAGCGGAGGUCAUCUGUCCCUGCGCCAGCUCGCCCGAGGCUCUGACGGUCGCCAUCAGGAGGCCAGCGGAGGACAGCAGUCAGCCACCAGGUCGCGGCGUGCUGUCCAUGCAGGGCCUCAGUUACGGAGUGGUCCGCGUGGACACGGAGGAGCGUCUCUCCGUCCUCACCGUGCAAGACGUGGGCACGGUGAUGCCGGGAGGGCUGGUGUGCGUGGUGAAGCCCGAAGGCGUCCCUCAGCUCUGUCAGACGGACGAGAUUGGCGAGUUGUGCGUGUGCGCCAUCGCCACCGGCACGUCCUACUACGGCCUCACCGGCAUGACCAAGAACACCUUCGAGGUGUACCCGGUGAGCGGCGGCGGCGGGCUGGUGAGCGAGUACGCCUUCGUGCGGACCGGCCUGCUGGGCUUCAUUGGACCGGGAGGCCUGGUCUUCAUCACAGGCAAGAUGGACGGCCUCAUCAUGGUCAGCGGGCGCCGGCACAACGCCGACGACAUCGUGGCCACGGCUUUGGCGGUGGAGCCCAUGAAGUUCGUCUACAGGGGAAGGAUAGCCGUGUUCUCCGUGACCGUCCUGAGGGACGAGCGGAUCGUGGUGGUGGCCGAGCAGCGGCCGGACUCCACCGAGGAAGACAGCUUCCAGUGGAUGAGUCGCGUGCUGCAGGCAAUCGACAGCAUCCACGGCGUGGGCGUCUUCUGUUUGGCUCUGGUUCCGGCCAACACGCUGCCCAAGACUCCGCUGGGCGGCAUCCACCUGUCUGAGAUCAAGCAGCUGUACCUGGAGGGGGGGCUGCACCCCUGCAACGUCCUCAUGUGCCCCCACACCUGCGUCAGCAACCUGCCCAAGCCUCGACAGAAGCAGCCAGAGAUCGGCCCCGCCUCCGUGAUGGUGGGCAAUCUGGUGUCGGGCAAGCGGAUCGCUCAGGCGAGCGGGAGAGAUCUGGGACAGACGGAUGACAACGACCAGUUCCUGUUCCUGUCGGAGGUUUUGCAGUGGCGAGCUCAAACAACACCUGACCACAUUCUCUACACUCUGCUCAGCUCUCGGGGGGCAGUCUCCAACUCCCUCACCUGCCUGCAGCUCCACAAGCGGGCAGAGCGAGUGGCGGCUCUGCUAAUGGAGCGCGGCGGCCUGCAGGAAGGAGACCACGUGGCUCUGGUCUACCCACCCGGUAUCGACCUGAUCGCCGCCUUCUACGGCGCGCUGUACGCCGGCUGCGUCCCCAUCACGGUGCGACCGCCCCAUCCGCAGAACAUCUCCACCACGCUGCCCACCGUCAAGAUGAUCGUGGAGGUCAGCCACUCGGCCUGCGUGAUGACCACGGCCGUCAUCUGCAAGCUGCUCCGCUCCAAAGAGGCCACGGCCACCGUGGACAUCAGGAACUGGCCGCCCGUCCUCGACACUGACGACCUGCCAAAGAAGAAACCUCCGGCAUUGUACAAACCCAGCAACCCUGACGGUUUGGCAUAUUUGGACUUCAGUGUGUCGACCACCGGCAUGCUGGCCGGCGUCCAGAUGUCCCAUAAUGCCGUGGGAGCGUUCUGCCGCUCGGUGAAGCUGCAGUGUGAGUUGUACCCGUCAAGAGAGGUGGCCAUCUGCCUCGACCCGUACUGCGGCCUCGGCUUUGUCCUCUGGUGUCUCUGCAGUGUCUACUCAGGCCACCAGUCCAUCCUGAUCCCGCCAGUGGAGCUGGAGUCCAACCCGGCGCUGUGGCUGCUGGCCGUCAGCCAGUUGAGGGUGCGAGACACUUUCUGCUCCUACAGCGUCAUGGAACUUUGCACCAAAGGUCUCGGCCUGCAAACCGAAACCCUCAAGGCCCGUGGUCUGGACCUGUCGCGGGUGCGGGCGUGUGUGGUGGUGGCCGAGGAGAGGCCCAGGAUGUCCCUCACGCUCUCCUUCUCCAAACUCUUCAAAGAUCUCGGCUUGCACCCGCGUUCGGUCAGCACAGCCUUUGGAUGCAGGGUCAACCUGGCCAUCUGCUUGCAGGGCACGUCAGGACCGGACCCCACCACGGUCUAUGUGGACAUGAGGGCGCUACGCCAUGACAGGGUGCGUCUGGUGGAGAGAGGAUCUCCUCACAGUCUGCCUCUGAUGGAAUCCGGAAAGAUCCUGCCUGGAGUUCGCAUCAUUAUCGCCAACCCCGAGACCAAAGGCCCUCUGGGGGACUCGCACCUGGGAGAGAUCUGGGUGCACAGCGCCCACAACGGCAGCGGCUACUACAGCGGCUACGGCGAGGAGGUCCUGCAGUCGGACCAUUUCAACUCCAGGCUGAGCUUCGGCGACACGCAGACCGUUUGGGCCCGGACGGGCUAUCUGGGCUUCCUCCGCCGCACCGAGCUCACCGACGCCAACGGAGAGAGACACGAUGCCCUGUUUGUGGUGGGCGCCUUGGAGGAGGCCAUGGAGCUGCGGGGCAUGCGCUACCACCCCAUCGACAUCGAGACGUCUGUCAUCCGCGCGCAUAAGAGCAUCAUGGAGUGCGCCGUGUUCCCGUGGACCAACCUGCUGGUGGUGGUGGUGGAGCUGGAGGGCUCGGAGCAGGAGGCGCUGGACCUGGUUCCCAUGGUGACCAAGGCGGUGCUGGAGGAGCACUACCUGAUCGUGGGCGUGGUGGUGGUGACCGACAUCGGCGUCAUCCCCAUCAACUCGCGCGGCGAAAAGCAGCGCAUGCACCUGCGCGACGGCUUCCUGCAGGACCAGCUGGACCCCAUCUACGUGGCCUACAACAUGUAGCGUGCACGUGCGUGUGUGUGUGUGUGUGUGUGUGUGUGUGUGUGUGUGUGUGUGUGUGUGUGCGCGUGUGCGUGUGUGUGUGAUCUCCACUUGUCGCUUUUGUCCCUCGUUAGUUGACUGAGCGCGCCGCUGAUGUCGUGCGCGUGACCGCCGCCAGGGAAGCUUCGUGGCAACGGAGGGGAAACCCGCAAGGAGCCUCUUGUAAAAAAUAUAAAUAUUGUACAUUGACAUAACAAUCUAUAUGGAGAGGAAGCGUAAAGACCAGGAGGUGUCGAGUAGCCCCAAUAUGCAGCCCUCUCACCACCCCAGCAGACCCCGUGUGUGCGUGUGUGCGCAUGUGUGUGUUUUUGUGUGUGUGUGUGAGUGAGACAGGGACAUUUGGUGUCGCUUCAGUGGGAAUUUGAAGGGAUUUCAGCUACCAUCAACUACGGUUGUAAAAUUGCGCUAAUUUUGGAGUCGGAAACUUUCUCUGGGUAUAAACCAGGAAUUUUUGCAAGUUGGAGGAUUUUUUUUAAAUGGACAUCAUGCAAAAUCAGUUGAUUUUACUCUUUUUAAGCAGAGUGGUGCCUUGAGAUGUGAGUAUUGUGCGGCACCUCCCCAGUAAGCAAAAAAUUGUCAAAAAAAGGCUUCCAGCUGUUUCAUGCCAAUCCCAUCUUAAGUUUACUCAAAAGCUAAACUGAGAACAAAAACAAUGACACCUUCGGUAUUUAAAACAGCAGUUGUGGUUUUGGAAAACUUGAACACAAAUGUUUAUGUAAACAAAAAAUGUAACAAUACUCACGGGCACAUAUAUUCUUUAUCCUCUGCAAAAAAUGAAGAAUAUUACAGCAGUCAGAGUAGAAGAAGUACUCUUCUUCUGCAUGAUUGUGGUACUGUACUGCCUCCGUGUGGUCAAGGCGGACACACCAGAAGGAGCAGCACAAUGAAUUCGAUUGCAGCAUUUCAUCAGAAUGAAGACAUUGUUUUAUUCUUUACAUUCUAUUUAAUUAUGUUGUUACACAAUGUUCUUGGAAACUACAAUAUGCUAUUUUUCCUCUUUUGAAUUCCAUUUCUGAGGAAUGGGAAGGCUGGCACGAUUUGCUAGUGUAAUGCCCCCCGCAUGUGGGCAAGGAGAGCAUUGUUUUGCAUGGGUGUCUGCUUAUAACAAAACAAAAUGUUGAUAUUGAUGUUUUGACAUGAAAUCUUUCCAUUUCAUUCCCAUGGGCUAAGCUAACACUGUAGCAAUAGGAUACCCCAAAGUUGUAUGUGCGACACUCUUAACAAAGUGAAGGCUGUCCACACUUUGGCGGCUUACACUUUAUUUUCUCUGAGACAACAACAAAAACUAGUUUGUCCUAAUUUCCUUUGCCAGCAAAUAUUUUCCCCAUCGAAAACAGUUGAUGCAGUUGGCUUGUUGUUUUAAAAAGCUGCAUCACAGCAAAAGAUCUGUUUUUAGUCUUCGUAAUAUUGCCCCAUUUUGUUGAACACUAACCUUUUUACAAUGAAAUGAAACACUAACUUUGAUGAGUUCAUUGCUCCUUACCACCUUUGAAAUCAUUUUGACCAAGACGAGUAUCUUUAGUAGUUGUGUGGUUGCGUGUUUUGCUACAAAACACUUUGCUGUGUCUUACGUGCACUAACUCAGAUGUUUUAUUCAAAGUCUAGAAAAGGAUGAAGAAGAUUAAAGAUGAAUAUUUAUUACAAAUAAAAACUUGAAUAUUGUCAGUCCAUCCCAAAAAGGUGGAGGUGUUGGUGUUGGCUAGCUUUGCGCUGUUUAGCGUAGUUAGCAGUAUGCCGCGGACUGUGACGCAGAUUAUGUAGAAUAUUUUCAAUAUGUGUCAUCAAGUCUUUUAUUUCAUCACCGAAAGGAAGGGGAAGGGAGGAUGUCUUUAUGCAUAUCAGCUAGUUCAGCGAUGCUAGCAGUUUUAGCCGCCGUGUGUGUUCAAGCGCGACAAAGGACGUCCCAUCAAGUGUGUUUGUGAGAGAGUGUGUGUGUGUGUGUGUGUGUGCUUGAGAGUGUAUUGUAUGUAAAUAGUGUUGAUUUUGUACGGUACAAAUGUGUGUGACUUGUUUUGUACACAUGACUUCAAAAAGAUGAAAUGACACUUUUAUAAGAGUCGUCUACUGGCUCACGUCACACUAAACAAGUGCAAUAAAGUGCUUUGAUUGGCUAAAGAGA
Hippocampus comes (tiger tail seahorse) is the source of this 7631-nucleotide messenger RNA. Its product is annotated as disco-interacting protein 2 homolog C-like. The transcript is spliced from 38 exons. The coding region runs from base 188 to 5473 and encodes 1761 amino acids. The record is from RefSeq and is a predicted model, not a curated record. NCBI's taxonomy places the organism in Eukaryota, Metazoa, Chordata, Actinopteri, Syngnathiformes, Syngnathidae.